CAAGUACUCAUUUUCUCCUCAGUCAUCCUCUACCUUCAUCAGUAAUGAUAUCUUCAUAAACUUAUCUUACCUCCUAGUUGUGUAGCACUUCAGUGUUUUGAACUGUGCCAUGUUUAAUUUGCUCUCCUUAAGCAUCCUGUGAGGUAGGAAGGGUAGAUACUAUUCUCUUCACUUUUUCUAUAAGAAACCAGGUUAGUGAAAAUAAAUGUCUUUCCUGUGGUCCUACAGUGGAUAAGGAUCAGAGUCAAAACCAGAUACCCAACCCUUUCAAUAUCUAGUUCAAUGGUCUUUCCCUUUUAUCAAAUCACUGGUAAUAUGAUCACUGUGAACCAGUUUUCACUAAGAUCCUAUAGAGUAUGCAUGGUAAGCAGGCAGCCAGACAUUUGGGAGGAUUUCCAUUUAGCCUCAAGGUGUAACAAGUUGGCCUUCAGGGACUCUGUUCCCUUGGCCAGAUGGAGUCAACACUUUUGUUGCAGCUGUAGAGAGCCUUAAUAAAAUUCCUAAACAACAAGGGAGGUGCUGACUCCAUUGUACCAGGAAUGUCAGAGGUUAUUUCUCCAACUAUGAAUUUUGGGAACCUGUAUGUUAACAUUACACAAUGUGACAAGUUGGAUUCAGAAUGGGCUUUGAAAGAAGAAAGAUUCAAGCUGUGUGCAAAUUUUGGCUCUGCUACUCAUAGGUAUGAGACCUUGGGCAAGGUAUAUACUUAAAUUCUUCAAGGGAGCCUUGGCUUCCUGAUCUGUAAAAUGGGGUGGCAAAUACCUUCCUCACAAGUUCUUGGAGGAAAUAAAUAAGAAAAUGCAUAUGAAAAUUUCAAGCUUAGGGACUGGCCCAGUCCCCCUGGCUAAGUAAGUGGAUUUUUUUAAAAUGUGUUCUUUCCAUAUCAAAAGUCUGCAAAAUUUCUGAUUCUAAUGAUGUAAGGCUUUGAUACUGCCAACCUCCUUUUGUCUCCUUUAGUCACUGCAUUCUCAUUCAAUUAGCUAUCUUUCCUAAACAAGUGUGGAUCUGUGGAAUAGAAAAGCUCAAGCUGAGCUUGAUUCUGUUCCAUUAUAUUAGCCCCCAGGGCAAAUGAGAAUUCACGUACCUUCUAUCUGAAGCAAUUUGAAAUGGCAUUCUUCUCAUUUUCUCUUUUAUGAUGUUGGAAUUGCUUAUUUCUAUUUUAGUGUGAUCAAUUUAAAAAUAAUGAAGUGUUUUGGAGAUAGUUUUCUUUUGUAAAUCCAGCUCCUUCCAAAAUAUCACAUAGUCAUUAAUAUGCUUGUCUUAUAUCUGUUUUGUUUAUUUAAAAAUCAUAAACUUAUGGAGAAUAGCACUAUUUGAUAGGAGAUAAGAAGACUUUUCUGUCCUGUUUCCAGUCUGGGGAGAGAAUGGUGGCUUUUUAGUCUCCAGGCUCUGCCUUCCUGAUUUUCAGUCUACCAUACCACAUUGCCUUUCUGAAACUUAAGCGGGAAAUAACGUAAAGCAAUAACUUACAUGUUUCAUUAAGCAUUUCAGGUAAUUGGCCAACAUUUAUAAUAAUUUCACAUUAAGUUAUUACUCUUUUUUUAAUAAAUCCCUUACAUUUAUCUGUUAUAGUUCAUUUUUUUUAGCAGAUGUCUUUCAUAAUUUUAUCACACUUCUUUCAAGAAUCCUAAAAUGCAUGUGUUUGGUACUUAAUUAUGUAGUAGCAAUAUGUCAGAUACUACAUUACUAUUACUAAAUUGAAGAGACUGAGAAACAUUUUUUUCUGACCCACAAGAAAAAAUGAUACCCUUGAAGAUCAAAAAAAGUAGAAACAUCACUCACUAGAUUUAGAAACUAAGAAUAGGAGGAACAAACUUUUUUCUUUAGUAAUUUCAAAAAUAUAUGUUAAAUAUGCUUAAUACAAUAAAAUUAAAAAAUAAAGCAACUAUAUUCCGAUAAAAAUUAAUUUUAAAAAACAAAAAAUAUGCUUAAUAUUUGAAUAUUAUGAAAUAUGAUAGUGUGAGAUGAAAGACUGAUCACAAAUUAUUGUGUACUAGGACUGUGUAUUUCAGAGGAUUCACCACUUUUUUUUUAACAAUUCCUUUGAUAGGUGAUUAACUGUGGUUAAGACAUUAACUGAUCUUUAUUCUUAAAGCUCCUGAGGAUCAGAUCUGUACUGAGUGCAGGUAUGUCCACUGUACUCUCUGAAGAAAGAAGUCCCAACAUUUAUUCCUGCAACAAUAUUGUUUCAAAGCCUGAAAAGUCAGCUAAUAUACUGCAAAAAGAGAAGGGAAAGUUUGCUAAGCCAAACACUAUUCAAAGUAGUAAUCAAAUCUCUCUCACCUAAAGAGUUAGUUCGGAUUCACAUCCCUAAACCUUUGGACAGGAAUGAUGGGACAUUUUUGAUGCGAUAUAGGAUGUAUGAAACUGUCAGUGAAGGGCUGAAGAUAGAGGUCCUUUAUGGUGAUGAACAUGUCGCUCAGUCUCCUUAUAUUUUGAAAGGACCAGUGUACCAUGAGUACUGUGAGUGUCCAGAAGAGGAUCCUCAGGCCUGGCAGAAAACUCUGUCUUGUCCAGCCAAGGAGCCACAGAUUGCAAAAGAUUUUUCUUCUUUUCCCAGCAUCAAUCUCCAGCAGAUGCUAAACGAAGUUCCAAAAAGGUUUGGGGAUGAGAGGGGUGCUAUUGUUCAUUACACGAUUCUCAGUAACCUAAUCUACCGGAGAUCUUUAGGGAAAUACACAGACUUCAAAAUGUUCUCAGAUGAGAUUUUGCUGUCACUGGCAAGAAAGGUCCUUCUCCCAGAUUUAGAAUUUUAUGUUAAUCUUGGAGAUUGGCCUUUGGAGCAUCGAAAAGUCAAUGAAACCCCUGGCCCUUUACCUAUCAUUUCAUGGUGUGGCUCUCUGGAUUCACGAGAUGUUAUCCUUCCAACAUAUGACAUCACCCACUCCACACUUGAAGCUAUGAGGGGUGUUACAAAUGAUCUUCUCUCUAUUCAAGGAAAUACAGGACCUUCCUGGAUCAAUAAAACAGAGAAAGCUUUCUUUAGAGGUAGAGAUAGCCGAGAGGAGAGGCUCCAGUUGGUGCAGCUGUCCAAAGAUAAUCCACAGCUACUAGAUGCAGGAAUUACAGGAUAUUUCUUCUUCCAAGAAAAAGAAAAGGAGCUUGGAAAAGCUAAAUUGAUAGGUUUCUUUGACUUCUUUAAGUACAAGUAUCAAGUGAAUGUGGACGGGACUGUGGCUGCUUAUAGAUAUCCAUACCUCAUGCUUGGUGACAGUUUGGUUCUGAAGCAGGACUCACCAUAUUAUGAACAUUUUUAUAUGGCACUAAAGCCUUGGAAACAUUAUGUUCCAAUUAAAAGAAAUCUUAGUGAUCUACUAGAGAAAGUUGAAUGGGCCAAGGAAAAUGAUGAAGAAGCCAAGAAGAUUGCAAAAGAAGGGCAGUUGACUGCUAGAGAUCUGCUACAGCCCCACAGGCUUUACUGCUACUAUUACAGAGUACUACAGAAAUACGCUGAGCGCCAGACCAGCAAACCCGAAAUACGUGAUGGAAUGGAACUUGUUCCUCAGCCGGAUGACAGUGCAUCUAUCUGCCAGUGCCACAGGAAAAGGCCUUUAAGAGAAGAGCUUUAAGUCAGCCCAUAUUCACACUCCUGUAUAUGCCGGCAACAUCUUUCAUGGCAGCAUUCAGAUGGAAUCUAAGCUGUGAAGACUGUGAAGACAGCCUGGAAGACUGUAUGCAGGGGACUGCUUCUCUUGGUGGCUUCAUAUAAUGUGGAUGGAUAGAGCAAUAUUAGAGCAAGUAUUACCAAAUAUCUUAGGAUAUUAAUAUCUUUUGAGUAAACACUGCUAUUAUCAGCAUCAUAGUUUCUCUGAAAAGAAAACUUGGGGAUCAUAGUAGAUAGAGAGGAUUGCCAAAAUAUAAAUAACUCUGUAUGAAACUGUUCACAUUGUAUUUAUUGGUUUGUUUCUAUCCCUUGUUCACUUUCCCUCUUCCCUUUCCAAUGAUGAAGAAAAAAUAUUUUUGCAGGGCUUUUUUUACCCCCUCACUGCAUAACUUCUCCUCCUACAAGCUGCUUUUGGCAUUCAGUAAUAGCAGGUUUCCUCUUGGAAGGUCUGAUAUGAAUAAUGAAGGAAGAUGAGAAUGACUCUGUUAUUAAAGGUAGCUUGGAGACUAUGAAGGGAAGUUAUUUUAAAGCUCAUUCAUAUCUUUUUAACUAAGUUUUACCAAGGGCUGAGACAAAAUUAAGGAGAGGUAGUGCCUUAAGCUAGUUAAUUCCCAGUCUAUCUGAGUUGGACACCCAUCAAGGACAACACAGUUAUUAAAGUAGAUGACAGCAUCCUAUCGGUAUCUUCAUUAUCUAUAUAUUGAAUAGAUAAAUGAUAACUGUAGUCAGAUAGGGAUCUUUAAUUCUUUUUAAUCUUUAAAAGGGAUACUUGAAAAACCUCUGAAACAAGCUGCAGGAAGCCUGGUAUCUUGGGAUUCACUAAUAAACUAAUGACAAAA
This is a messenger RNA of Orcinus orca (killer whale), 4443 nucleotides long. RefSeq names its product protein O-glucosyltransferase 3 (gene POGLUT3). NCBI's taxonomy places the organism in Eukaryota, Metazoa, Chordata, Mammalia, Artiodactyla, Delphinidae. Gene Ontology annotation, cellular component: endomembrane system. The record is from RefSeq and is a predicted model, not a curated record. Gene Ontology annotation, molecular function: protein binding; glucosyltransferase activity. The transcript has 8 exons. The coding region runs from base 2346 to 3569 and encodes 407 amino acids.